CUCCUCGAGCGCGCGCUCGCGAUCCAGGAGCGCGAGUACGGCCGCGACCACAAGGAGGUUGCUGGGACGCUGAUGGGCCUCGGGAAUGCGUACGGCUCCCUCGGCGACUACGCGAAGAAGCGCGACCUCCUCGAGCGCGCGCUCGCGAUCUUGGAGCGCGAGUACGGCAGCGAAAACGUGGUGGUGGCCUUGGCGCUGGGGAACCUCGCGAACGCGCACGGCUCCCUCGGCGACUACGUCAAGCAGCGCGACGUCCUCGAGCACGCGCUCGCGAUCUUGGAGCGCAAGUUCGGCCGCGACCACACGACCGUGGCCAGCACGCUGUCGGACCUCGGGGACGCGCACGGCUCCCUCGGCGACAACGCCAAGGCGCGCGAGCUCCUCGAGCGCGCGCUCGCGAUCCAGGAGCGCGAGUACGGCGGCGACCACGUCUAUGUGGCCAGGACGCUGAGGAACCUCGGGAGCGCGUACUACAAACUCGGCGACGCGGCCAAGUCGCGCGACCUCCUCGAGCGCGCGCUCGCCAUCUUCGAGCUCGAGCACGGCAGCGAACACAGCGAAGUAGCCAUCACGCUGACGAAUCUCGGGAGCACGCACAUCGCCCUCGGUGACGCGGCCAAGGCGCGCGACGUCCUCGAGCGCGCGCUCGCGAUCCACGAGCGCGAGUUUGGCCGAGACCACGUGAAAUCGGCCGAAACGCUGAUGAAUCUCUGUGUCGCGCACGGCGAGCUCGGCGAUGCGACGAAGAAGCGUGGCCUCCUCGAGCGCGCGCUCGCGAUC
Messenger RNA from Aureococcus anophagefferens, 780 nucleotides. RefSeq lists its product as hypothetical. The record is from RefSeq and is a predicted model, not a curated record. Gene Ontology annotation, molecular function: protein binding. NCBI's taxonomy places the organism in Eukaryota, Pelagophyceae, Pelagomonadales, Pelagomonadaceae. The annotation marks the transcript as partial. The transcript has a single exon.